Seminavis robusta is the source of this 861-nucleotide messenger RNA. The record is from the annotation of a GenBank genome assembly. Lineage: Eukaryota; Bacillariophyta; Bacillariophyceae; Naviculales; Naviculaceae.
AUGACAACUCCUACAUCUCAAGACGAGUCGUCCCUGAUCAGGGCUCUGGAAAACGAGCAGCAGUAUGGUGUCCCAAGACAAGAUGUUCCCACAGAAGUUUCCCACAGGCUUCGGCAGCCCGGCGAAGAUGCGGAGACUUGUGUUUCUUCAGUAACGGAUGUGCUGCAGAAUGCCGAUCUGUUUGUAGAUCACAUGUACCCAACUCUGAAUGCGGUUGUAGAAGAAGAGGAAUCACAUUCCAAUAUGGUGCUCAAGUCACUGAACAACAACUCAAACCGUUCUCCUACCAUAUCGACUACAACAACAGAGGAGACACAAAGGCACCAGACCUCUCGUAAACAAUACCAGCAGCACGAGUCAUCUGGAGACAUAUCCCUAAACCAAUCAGCGGUCAAGGAAGAGUUACAAAGCAAUGAGGCAGCUGUGCUCAAGGCUGCCAAGAUGGAUAUGCGUGACCAGGCUUCUCCAGCUGUCACUAUUGCUGUCGGCAUCGGCAGUAGAAAGUCACCGGCCGCACCAGCAGACAAAUCUGACCAGCAGCAGGACGAUCAGAAGGACCUUCCUUCCAAACAAAGCAAACCAGAAGCUACUAUGCAAUUCAAAGAAACCACUACCAGUAACAUCGAUCCGACAAUUUCUGCCAUUGAUCUCGCCAAAACAAAUUUAUCAGAAGACAGAUACCCCAUAGGUGCCAAAAAUAUGGAAGGAUCAUUCCGAGAGGCUGCACAAGUUGAAAUUCAGCCACUCCCACAACAGCCAGCCCUCAACAGUCAACAACCAGUAUCAAUACCAGGAGCCUACAGCCAUGGCUUUUGCUGUUUCUCACUAUUGCUCGUUGGAGCAGAUGUUGUUGUGCAGUAA